GGAAUCAGUUGCUCAGGGUAUUCGUCCGGCACCUCAGCUAGCGCGCUUCUCGUAGUGAAAUCUGACAGAUUUUAGAACACUGGGCAGCAGUAAGAAAUUCAAUUUUUCCUCAGGCUUCGGAGAAUGUGUCACACAUGUCGAGCCAAAACCAGUUCAUGCCUUUCUUUCGAGUAAAUUCGUUGAUUUGCGCUUCUUGUUGGUAGAGGGCCAUUACAUUCUGAGAGCACAAAGCUUGAGCCUUGGUAUGGGCGAGUCGAUUACCUCCAUGCGAAACUUUGAAUCGUACCGAAUUGAUAUGCAGAUGUCGCCUUACUUGCCCUACAGGAUGACUGGGUGACAUCAUUCGUGGAUCGGUUCUGGUUUUGUCUGGCAUUAUCCAGACUCCAGAUGUAUGUUGGUCUAGAUGAGGAAUCUGAAAUCGAGGAAGCUUUUGCGUAGGGAAGUCAGCUGGCCUUUGGGUCUAGAAAUUUGAAGUUUACGGAGGUUUAGGGCUUUAGGAUAGACAUUUCUUUGAGAGCAUCUCCAUGGUAGUGCAGGCAAUAAUAAGAGACAAUCAGGUGCCGACGUCAAUUGCGAAGCCCGGAGUUGGAGAAUUCACCAAAUUUCACAUCACGGAGGCGAUUGUUGGAGUCAAUUAUUCUAUUUAAGACUCUUCAGUGAGCUUAUCAACCUGUAAAGAUGAGUGUCGUGGAUAAGUUGCUCAUCAAGGGCAUUCGGAGCUUCAGCCCUGAGAAUACUCAUGUCAUCACCUUCUACAGACCUCUGACUUUGAUCGUGGGACCAAAUGGAGCCGGGAAAACUACAAUCAUUGAGUGCCUCAAGCAUGCAUGCACUGGGGAGAUGCCUCCAAAUUCCCGAUCAGGCCAUAGCUUCAUACACGAUCCGAAGGUCGCAGGCGAGACGGAGACGAAAGGUCAAAUAAAGCUUAGAUUCAAAACUGCAGCCCAAAAAGAUGUUGUCUGCAUUCGUUCAUUUCAACUUACUCAGAAAGGAGCGAAGAUGGAAUUCAAAGCAAUAGAAAGCGUUCUGCAGACUAUCGAUUCCAACACUGGCGAGAAGGUGAGCCUCAGUUACAGGUGUGCGGAUAUGGACAGAGAAGUUCCAGCUCUGAUGGGUGUUUCCAAAGCAGUUCUUGAAAACGUUAUUUUUGUGCAUCAAGAUGAUGCAAAUUGGCCGCUAGCUGAAGCCUCUGUUCUGAAGAAGAAGUUCGAUGAUAUUUUCUCUGCGACGAGGUACACGAAAGCACUUGAAGUAAUAAAAAAACUUUAUAAAGAACAAAAUCAGGAGAUCAAAAUGUAUAAGCUGAAAUUGGAAAACCUUCAGACUUUGAAAGAUGCAGCUUAUAAGCUCAGGGAUAGCAUAGAUCAAGACAAUCAAAAGGCAGCUCAUCUGAGGUCUCAAAUAAAUGAGUACGAGGGAAAGAUACGGGAAUCUCAGAAAAAAAGGGAGAUGGUAGAGUCCUGCCUUGACCAGAUAAGAGGUCUGCAAAAUCAGAUUCAAAUCAAAGAAGGGAAAAGAGAGACCUUGAUGAAACUGAAAGCUCAACAGUUUAAAGAUCUCGAGGAGGAAAAUGAAGAUACGGACGAAGAACUCGCAACUUGGCAGGCUCAGUUUCAAGAAAAAGUUGGUCUCCUUAAUUUGAAGAUCACAAGGCUGGAAAGAGAGUCAACUGAUAUUGACCGUAAUAUACAAUUCAUCGUGGACAACUUCAGUAAGGAUUGUCAAGUUAAGGGCAAACUGCAGGCGGAGCUUGAGGCGCACCAACUGCAAAAGAAUGAGAGAGACCAGAGUAUCCAGGCUCUCUUUACAAAGCACAAUCUCGGCCGUGUUGGAGCUCUACCUUUAAGCAAUGAGGUAGCCGUGAAGCACCUAGAAAGGGCUACAAAUCGUUUAGAUGAGCUAAGCAGAGACCAUGAACAGCAGAAGGAAGCAAACACUGUAGAGCUUGGAAAGCUUUGGGCAGCCGUUGAAACAGCUACUAUGAGAUACAGUCAAGCAGAAGGCCAGAUCAACGCCAAGCGUGAUCUCAAGGCUGGAAAGAUUGAGGAGAUGCAAAGACUGGACACUUUGAUAAAGAAAUCAGCUCUUUCUAUCUCAAAGAACGAUUUGAAACGCUUGGAUGAAAACGAGAAGUCCACGAUGAAGGAGAUGGAGAAGUGUUCCCUAUUGCUUUCUACAGGAGAUUUUGAUGCAAGAAUAUCUGCCAGUAAGAGUGAACUUGCCACUUUAGAUGAAAAACUGAAGUCCUUCCAGCGUGAAAAGGAUGGUCUGGCAAGCGAGUCCAUGGACAGAAUCUAUUUGCGAAGCAAGAAGGAAGAAUUGAGCAACAAAGAGAGUAGCCUAAGCCAAAUAAUGUCUGAACACCAAUCAAGAUUUAGCAAGGUAUUGAAGGGGCGAACUCCCAACUCAAAGAAUCUCAAGCAAGAGAUUGAUUUAGUUCUCAGUUCAAGCAAAGCCGUGGUAGCUGAUCUCAACAGAAAUUCAAUGGAAGCUGGAAGGGAGUUGGUAAAAGUGACGUCAAUGCUUCAGGAAGCCGUGAACAAUCUUUCAAAGCUUCAGCGUGAUAGAGAUGGAAAGAAAAGGAUGAUGGUAUCUAGACUUGCCUCCAUUCUCCAACAAGACGCAGACGUAGAUGCUUUUCCAGUCCAACUUGAAGAUGCGAAAAAGUCGAAGGACACAAAGAAGAGUCAUCAUGAUUUGGCAGAUGGAAUGCGGAGAAUGUUUGAGCCAUUCGAGAAUGUAGCUCGAUCCAAUCAUUGUUGUCCUUGUUGCGAACGCCCCUUCUCACCAGCAGAGGAGGAUGACUUUGUUAAAAAGCAAAGGGCUAAGAGCUCGAGCACAUCAGAUCGCAUACGAGAGCUUCAGUCUCAAGUCACUGUUGCCGAGACCAAGUACAGUCAGCUGGACAAGCUACGUGGGUACUAUGAUGAAUACCAGAAGUUGGUCAGAGAUGUCAUCCCGCAGGCCGAAAGGACCGUCGAAGAGUUAACAGAGGAGAAAGAAAGGGUUACUGAUCCUCAUGACGAUCUCUUAGGACUUUUAGCGCAAGCCAACUCGGAGUUAGAGGCUGUUGAAUGUCUUCGAGAAACAGUAGACACUGUCGAUCGGCUGCACAGUGAAAUUACUGAUCUUCGCCAGCUAGUAAGGGUUGAAGAGGAUAAGCUGGAUGCAAGGGCACACGCCCUCCGUACCAUCGACGAUGUCAACAAAGACCUACAAAAGCUAGAAGAAAAACGAGAUGAAACAAACAAGAUAUUGGACCGGUUGAGGGAAGAGCAAAGCCGAGCAAAGGACGAGUACCAACGGUGGAAUCUUCGAUAUCACAAUGCUAGAGAAGAGAAGUUGAAGGCAGUGCACAACGUGGAAACGUUAAACAAGCUGAAAGAUGAUCGAAGAAAAAUGGACGAACAACUGGAAAACAUAGAAAUGGAUAUCGAGAUGCUCCAAGACACCUUAGCUCCGCUGUCAAAAGAAAAGGAUAGAUUGGCACAAGAACACGAGGCAUUCAAAAAGAAAGUUGAUACCGAAGAUACAGAACGUUCUUGGGAGCUCAGGAAGUUCAAACAGGAAGUCAACAAUCUACAAUCAGUAUCAUCCCAGAUUCUUGCAUUUUUGGCAUCUGGAAAAGAGGCAAAGUUCAAGGAAGUCAACGAGAGGCUUGGCAGCUCUAAAUCACAACAGGAAAAGGAAGAGAAGAAGAAAGCAGAGGUAUUGGAAGAACUGAAAAGAAAUAAGGAGUACAUGGCAGAUCAUGGUUCCGUGAUGAGGAAUAUCGAUGACAACUUGAAAUAUCGCAAGACAGCAAAAGAAGUGCAAGAGCUCCAACAGGAGAUUGAAGGCUUGGAGGAGCAAAUCGUCGCUAUUGGUGAAGCAUCUGCAAUGGAAACAGAGUUAAGGAAAACUGCCGGAGUUAUCCAAAGUUUGUUGUCGCAGCAAAGCCGAAGUCAGGGUACUGUGUCUGCUUAUGAAAGCAAUGUUUCCAAAAAUAAGGCUGACCUGAAGCAAGUCCAGUACAAAGACAUUGACAAACGUUACUGUGCUCAGCUCGUUCAGUUAAAGACAACGGAGAUGGCCAACAAGGAUCUAGACAAAUACUAUAAAGCGGUUGACACAGCGGUAAUGCGCUUUCAUUCACUAAAGAUGGAGGAAAUCAACAAGAUCAUAAAGGAACUAUGGCAACAGACAUAUCGUGGUCAGGAUAUCGAUUACAUAGAGAUCCGAUCAGAUUCUGAAGGAGCUGGAACUCGUUCCUACAGCUACAGAGUAGUGAUGCGGACUGGAGAUGCAGAGCUAGAGAUGCGUGGACGUUGCAGUGCAGGCCAAAAGGUACUCGCGUCUUUAAUCAUCAGGUUAGCUCUAUCUGAAACUUUUUGUCUCAAUUGUGGAGUUCUCGCCCUGGACGAACCGACAACCAACCUAGAUGGUCCCAACGCCGAGAGUCUUGCAUCAGCACUCGUCAGGAUUAUGGAGGACAGAAGAGGUCAGGAAAAUUUUCAGCUGAUUGUUAUAACACACGAUGAAAGAUUCGCUCAACUGAUUGGGCAGAGACAACAUGCCGAGCGAUACUACAGAAUUUCCAAAGAUGAUCACCAACAUAGUAUAAUUGAAGCACAAAUGAUUUUCGACUAGGCGAGUAUGUCUCUACUUUGGGUAAUCUCAGAAGACCGGAAAAUACUAUAUCUUGACGGAUAUAUUUUUAUCAAGUGUUUACUGAAGGCUUGUAUCAUCGGUUUACAUCGUUCUGGUCGAAAGAGAAAUGCUACUCUGGCUGCAAGUGAAAACUAUUUUUCAGGGACAAUGAGCGGGGAUUUUUUUUUUGCUCUCCUCGUGUAUGUAGGCAAGAUGUACAAUCUUUCUGCAUGGUUAGCUGGAGAUCCAUUUUCGCAGAAUUAGUCUCAGGUAUUUAAGUCCAAGGUGCUGUCCAGCUCGUAUUGUAAACAUGCCAGGAAUGUACCAUUUUAGUAUGAAUCUUAAUUUGGAGGGUAAAAUCCAAGACUAUCGAGUGUCAUAUCUUGAUUCCUGUCUGGAAUCUUAUGUAUAAAGAAAGCUAGAUCAGUCUGUCAUGGCUAGGGAGGUAGUGCUUUGGUUCCACAAGUAGUUAGCAAAUUGAUGGCAACAACAAGAGAUGUCUUUACAAAGAAAUUGAAGCUAUGGAUACUGAUUUUGGACUUUGAAAGAUUCUAUUCUCGAGGUUUAGCUUUCAGUACUUUGAUGAGAGACUCUUAGUUCAAUGCAGACUAUCAAGAUCUUAACUCUUUUGAUGUUAUUAAAAUGUAAAUAAAAUUUGAAAU
Molecule: messenger RNA, 5291 nt
Organism: Marchantia polymorpha subsp. ruderalis
Lineage: Eukaryota; Viridiplantae; Streptophyta; Marchantiopsida; Marchantiales; Marchantiaceae
Source: the annotation of a GenBank genome assembly